AUGGAUGGAAUCACGAGGCGUCCAGGUGGAGAGGAAAAAUUUAACAGCCUGCGGCCGUUAAAGUGGAAAAAACCUCAGGCCGCCGAAAUUGAGUGUCACGUCGACGGCACCGAAGCCUCCUCCGACGCUUCCCCAUUUCCCUUUAAAUCACCUACCACGCUAGCUGCCGUUCUGAGUUGUCCCGAGCUGCUUCUCUUUUACGGGAGUACUAAGGAGCAGAAGCACCAGCAGGAGUACAAUGAGGAGCACCAGCGGGAGCACCCGCGGGAGCGCGAGGAGGAGCUGGAGCACCGGCAGGGGCACGAGGAGGAGCAGGAGGAGGAGCAGGAGGAGGAGCAGGAGCACUGGCACCAGCAGGACCCCGAGGAGGAGCAAGAGCCCGAGGAGGAGCACCAGCAGGGGCACGAGGAGGAGCAGGAGCACCACGGCGGCCGGCCCGCCCCGGCCAAGCGCCUCCUCGAUGGCGACGAGCGGGUCGCCGCCCUGGCCAAGUGUCCGCGCCUGGCGGCCGACGAGCUCAGCCCUCCGGCCUCGCCUCCUCCGGGAGGUCCUCCUCCUCCUCCUCCUCCUCCUCCUCCGGGCCGCCCUCCUCCUCCCGCUCCUCCCGCCGCCCCGCCGGGGCCCAGCCGCAUCGCCGGCUACCUGCUGCUGCCCCUGGCCCAGCGGGACCAGGUGUCCAGGGCCCUCAGCGUCCACACCGGCCGGGAGCUCCGCUGCAAGGUGUUCCCCAUUAAACACUACCAGGACAAAAUCCGGCCGUACAUUCAGCUGCCAUCCCACAGGAACAUCACGGGGAUAGUGGAGGUGAUUCUGGGGGACACCAAAGCCUACGUCUUCUUCGACAAGGACUUUGGGGACAUGCACUCCUACGUGAGGAGCCGCAAAAGGCUGCGGGAAGAAGAGGCCGCCCGGCUGUUCAAGCAGAUUGUCUCUGCCGUGGCCCACUGCCACCAGUCCGCCAUCGUACUGGGCGACUUGAAACUCAGGAAAUUUGUCUUCUCCACAGAGGAAAGAACCCAGCUGAGAUUAGAGAGCCUGGAAGACACUCACAUAAUCAAAGGGGAAGACGACGCUCUGUCGGAUAAACACGGCUGCCCGGCCUACGUGAGCCCUGAGAUCUUAAACACCACCGGGACCUAUUCCGGCAAGUCGGCGGAUGUUUGGAGUUUAGGGGUGAUGCUUUUCACCCUCUUGGUCGGACGCUACCCUUUCCACGACUUGGACCCCACCGCCCUCUUCUCCAAGAUUCGCCGUGGACAGUUCUGCAUCCCCGACCACUUAUCUCCCAAGGCCCGGUGCCUCAUCCGUAGCCUCCUGAGGCGGGAGCCGUCCGAGAGACUCACCGCCCCCGAGAUCCUGCUCCACCCCUGGUUCGAGAGCGUCCUGGAACCUGGACACACGGAGCAGGAAACGGGAACUUCCGAUCAGAUGGUUCCAGAGCAGCAAGAAGACAGUGAUAUGAGUUCCUUAUUCUGCUAAUCCCAAAACCUCAAAAACCUCACAGUUCUCACUCAUGGCAUUUUUUUUUUUUUUUUAAGGGUUUCAUUUUUCCACUUAAUAGACGGAUAGAGUUUUCAGCGUCGGGUCCAGCCCGAGAAGUGACCGUGUAAAAACGGCAGCCCCUUCCCCCAGAUAUCCGCUCUCCGUGUUUGAGUCGUGUGGUGUGACUUGACUGUUGUGAGCCCUUUUAGCGGCUUCCCUACCCAACCGGAAAGUCUCUCAGAGCAUCCCAAGAGCUCCAUCUUCUGCAGGGGAAAUUAAAACAGCCAGUUUUUAUUUUAUUAUUUUAUUUUUUGGUUCCCCAAGAUGACAGAGAUGAAGUCCGGUGUAGGCUUACCGUGGUUGGAGCUUAUCGGCGGAGAGGACUCGAUCUGAACGUCCUAGAAGAAGAACCCUCAACCCUGAUCUACGCGCUGCCCCUUUAUCAGUCUCUUAUCCGGCUGGCACCGUAUCUUGAAUGAGAAAAACUGAUGGCCCAGUGAAAUCACUAUUGCUGCUCUGUUGGGAGGUAGACGGUUGAGAUCCCGCGAUAUCGACCUACCUACCUUAUUGGAAGUUUGGAGAGGCAGGCAUCCCUAAACUCACCCGCUCGGGCUCCCAGCUCUCCCCCACUUCCUCUGGCAGACUCUCUCUGUAGCACUUGGGGCCAGGGAAAAGCUAACCCUGCCUCAGAACCAAACCUCUCUCUGAUUUCUGAUAUACACUAAGGCCUUUUUCCUGAGCAGGAGCCUUCUCCCCUCCCCCCCGCAUCACCACCACCACCACACGCACGCACGUUGUGAAAGGUCCAAGUUAUAAAGCACAACAUCAGAUUCAGAGCCGCAGCCUGCUCCCCCCACACUGGCCUCCCGCGGGCGGGCCGUAGCGGGGGGGAAAUCUCCCGAAACCCUCUCGAACGGGUUUGCUUCUUUCCCCCUCCCUUUGGCGGUUAACAUUUCAUCCGUCCCCACGGCCGGCUCUGGGCGGCGGAAGCUCGGGAGUCGGUCGUACAGAAUGUUUUCGGCUUUCGGCGGGCCGCGGUUUAACGCCGAGAAGGUGAAUCUUCGGGAGAUGCUCCGAGCGGCUCCUUCGGAUGGUCCUAACCCUACGCGUGUCCUGUCUGCCUCUUGGCCGGUGGCUUUUCUCUUGCAUGAUUGUUAACUUUCCAGACUCUCUGUGGUUAAGGAAUACGCCUGUGUGAUCGGUUGUCGAGAGGAGCCCCCAUCCUGUAGAAGAUCACGCCCGCUGGGUCUCCUGCGGGUCUCCCGGGCUGGUUUGGCGCGGAAUGGCAACUUGCAUUAAAAAACAGAACGAAACAAAAAAAACACGUUAAAAAAAACUUUACCAGAUGAAGUACAAGCAAAAUUCUCGGACAGAAGAUACAGUGAAUUGGUUAAACGGGUAAAUUAAAUAUACUGUAUAGUGAAAAAUGGCACCGAACCAGUGCGGCUAUUUUAACGGCCGAAGCCUCGGCCGGCUACGACACGCAUUGUGAGAAGGCCAUGAAUACCUCAUGUACUGUGUACUUUGUACAUAAAUUUUACUUUUUUUAAUAUAUCUAUUAUUUUUUGUUGUUUGGCUAGGAGGCUGUAAUGUGUAUGUCUGAAUAACCCAAGGUGUCAGAGAACAGUUAAAUGUGAAUUCCUGUUAGCAAUACUAACUUGACCGAAUCAUGGGAAUUAGAGAAGAGGGGGACAGACACCCCCGUUGCACUAAAGCUCUCAUGGUUGCUUGACAUUUGUAUCUGUGAUACAGCAUAAGUUGAAAGAGUCUGUGUUGGCUGGCAGUUGAGCCUGCCAGAAAGCUAAAACACUAUGUCCAGCGUGUAAAUAUGUGUAUGUAUAUAUAUAUAUAUAUAUGUGUGUGUAUAUAUAUAUACACGUAUAUAUAUGUGGAGAUUGAGAGGAAAGCCUGACUUGUAGAGAAGUUUUAAUAAACAGUUUCUUAAGUAUG
Molecule: messenger RNA, 3432 nt
Organism: Ornithorhynchus anatinus (platypus)
Lineage: Eukaryota; Metazoa; Chordata; Mammalia; Monotremata; Ornithorhynchidae
Gene: TRIB1
Product: tribbles pseudokinase 1
Exons: 5
Coding region: 1-1479 (492 amino acids)
Biological process (GO): positive regulation of proteasomal ubiquitin-dependent protein catabolic process; protein phosphorylation; regulation of MAP kinase activity
Cellular component (GO): nucleus
Molecular function (GO): ATP binding; mitogen-activated protein kinase kinase binding; protein kinase activity
Source: RefSeq, a predicted model, not a curated record